AUGUUAUCAAGUAGAAGUUCAAGUUUGAAACUGGAAACACCUCCAUCGGAGGUUGAAGCAAAGCAGAGAAAGGCAGUUCCACCGACAUUGCCAAUGUCCCAAUUAGUACGGAGUGAGGUUGCUGCAGUAGCUGCAGGUUCUUCAAAAGCAGAAGCCAUGAAAGAAACCGAACAGUCGCAGCGAAAGGAAGAGUUGCCACUGAUAAAGAAAAUGCGAGCGGGCUACGAAUUUCAGAGUAGUCGCGGCCGACUUCAUUUCACUAAGGUGGAACCACAAACAAUGGGUGCAUUUGCUUUUCUUGCCGUCGACCGCAUCAUUGACGUCGAUUCCGAUCUCGUUCGUGUUUCUUUUUUGUUCCACUGUGAUCCCGAUUUAACCGCAACUGUGCUCCCAUUGCAGAUCCCCAAUCAAGUGAAUAUGGUGGCACUAAAGAAUCGUAUUCGUGCAGUACAAGAACGCGAUGGCUGCUGUACUUUUCUUGUGGAGCGACCGUCUUCGCUCCACCACAUCAGCAAUCCCAGCUGCGUUGCCAUGAAGGCGCCAGCAACGAGUAAUGACGUCGAGAUGGCUGAUGAUGCCAUCGAAAUCGGUGCUCGAGAAGCAUUCAAGCAUACUUUUGCCAAGGAUAAGCAUAAAAAUCCCAAGGAGAAAGCUAUACCGAGUGAUGUAAAGCAGGGAACUUAUUUGAGCAAGGUUGGUCUUGAGUCUGCCUUGCUCUUAACUCCUAUUUUAUUGAUAUGUUCAGGCAAGCGAAACGUCGCUGAGAAAACUGGUGACGAAAUUCAUCUCCAAAACAUUUACACGCUGAAGUGA
Messenger RNA from Angiostrongylus costaricensis, 813 nucleotides. NCBI's taxonomy places the organism in Eukaryota, Metazoa, Nematoda, Chromadorea, Rhabditida, Metastrongylidae. The record is from the annotation of a GenBank genome assembly.